AUGACCCCUCACGACCCUCUAACCUUCCAGCUGCACCUCUUCCUUGCAGUCCAGGCAACUGUGGCCGUUCUUCUCGCAUGGCUAAUCGGCAAAAUAAUAUACAACCUCUACUUUCAUCCACUGCGCAAUUAUCCCGGCCCGUUUCUUGCGCGGGCUACCAGCUUGUAUAGCACUUUCUUCGACUAUCGUGGAGAUCUGCACACCAAAUCAAAAGAAUUGCACGAUGCAUACGGCGAAGUUGUGCGCACUGCACCUAACAGUCUGUCGUACAACUCGGCUCAGGCGUGGGAGGAGAUUUGCGGCCAUCGAAAAGCCAGCCACCAAGAGCUUUUUGAUAAAGACCAAGAAUUCUUCGGUGAACAACCUAAUUCAAAGCCAAAUAUCGUCGCUGCUGUAGGCGAAGAGCAUCGCCGUCUCAGACGUCUUCUAGCACACGCCUUCUCUGACAAGGCGUUACGGGAGCAGGAGUCCUGCAUCCAGGGUUACGUCGACCUAUUCAUAUCGCAGCUGCGGAAACGCGCGACUGAGGGCGACGGUGUCGUCGAUAUGGUGAAUUGGUUCAAUUUCAUGACCUUUGACGUCAUUGGCGACCUGGCCUUUGGAGAGAGCUUUGCGCUGCUCGAAGAUGGGAUUUGUAAGAGAUAUCUUACCUCACUACUUGGACUGCUCGAAUGGGGCGCCUUCAACCGGAAUGUAAAACGGAUCCUGCCAGAAUCGUGCAAGGGUUUAGCUACUUAUAUGGUACCGAAAAAUCACUCGGAGGAUCGGAUGUAUCAGUAUUAUUUAUCUAAGGAUAAGCUGUCGCGUCGAAUCGCUCUUGAUACUGACAGACGAGAUUUUGUACACCAUAUGCUCAAAGGCUCGCAGGAAGCCAUCGGCCCUGGUGGACUCACCUUUGAGGAAAUGACCUCACAGGGAACGCUCCUCCUAGUCGCCGGCAGCGAAACAACUGCCACCUUACUGUCCGGCAUGCUAUACUACCUGUUAAAACACCCCUCCGCAAUGACACGCUUGACGACCGAAAUCCGCUCGUCAUUCACCAGCUCGACAGAAAUCCAUGUCCAAAACGUCACUCCACUCCCUUAUCUUCACGCCGUGAUCGAAGAGUCCCUGCGUAUGUACCCUCCCGUGCCAAAUGUCCUGCCCCGUAAAGCCCCAGCGCCUGGCGUGGUUGUCUGCGGGCAGUUUGUUCCUCCCGGGACUUCGCUCGGAAUGCAUCACUGGUCGUGCUACCACUCUUCGAAGAACUUCUUCGCCCCCGAUGAGUUUCAUCCCGAGCGCUGGAUUCCAGGCAAAGACGAGCGAUUCGCGAAUGAUAAUAAGAACGCAUUUCAUCCGUUUUCCUAUGGACCGAGGAAUUGUCUUGGCAAAAACCUGGCGUAUGCCGAGCUGAGGUUGACAGUGAGCAAGUUCUUUUGGAACUUUGACGUCGAGUUGCAGCAGAAGCCUGGGAGCAAGGAAUGGUUGCAGCAACGCAGCAACACUCUUUGGAUGAAGAAUGCGUUGAAUGUGAAGUUAUUUCCGAGGGAUGUCGUUUGA
Talaromyces proteolyticus is the source of this 1539-nucleotide messenger RNA. Its product is annotated as putative cytochrome P450 monooxygenase. The record is from RefSeq and is a predicted model, not a curated record. Gene Ontology annotation, molecular function: oxidoreductase activity, acting on paired donors, with incorporation or reduction of molecular oxygen; heme binding; iron ion binding. Lineage: Eukaryota; Fungi; Ascomycota; Eurotiomycetes; Eurotiales; Trichocomaceae. The transcript has 6 exons. Bases 1 to 1539 code for a protein of 512 amino acids.